AUGUUCGUGGAAGAAGCCUCCAGUUUGCAGAGUAAUGGCAUUACUCAUCGUGGUCUUGUACUUGGGUCUCAAAUCUUAAACUUCAAUCUUGAUGCUGUAGACCGCUCAUUUAUCUGCGGGAUCGUGGGUAAUUCCGGCUACUACUCGUGUCCGAAGUGUGUCACAGAAGGUUUUUAUUAUGUUACACCGGGAAAACAUAAAGGCAGAGUAACGUAUCCUGAUAUAGAAGCAGCACUACGAACUCAUCAGACAUUUGUAGACCGCGAACAACCAGACCAUCACGUUAGAUUGUCCGUAUUGGAAGACCUUUCCAUUGAUAUGGUUCUUGAUUUCCCAAUUGACUACCAACACCUAGUCUGUCUGGGAGUAAUGCGGAAGCUUCUCAAAACCUGGGUGAAACGAUCGACAUCUGUCCAUCUAAUCAGCAAAGAAAAUGUGGAAGAAAUUUCGCGCAGGUUAAUAGCGAUACGCAAAUCAGUCCCAAGCGAAUUCGUUAGGCAACCGCGCUCUCUUGUCGACCUUCCAAGGUGGAAAGCCACCGAGUUUAGACAGUUCUUACUUUACUGGGGCCCUGUUGUUUUGAAAGAUCUCCUUCCCGCUCCAUUAUAUAACCAUUUUCUUUGCCUCCAUCUAGCAAUGAAAAUUUUGGUAUCCGUAAAAUUAUGUUUUCAUUACAACAAUUACAGUAAGCAAUUGCUUCGCAACUUUGUAUCUGAAAGCCGUAAAUUGUAUGGUCCUGAAUUUGUUGUUUAUAAUGUUCAUGGACUCAUCCACCUUCCUGAUGAUGUACUCCGUUUCGGCCCUGUCGAUAACUUCAGCUGUUUUCCGUUCGAAAACUUUCUACAGCAGAUUAAGAAAAAAAUUCGUCGCAGUCAAAACCCUUUGGCACAGGUAGUUAAAAGGCUGGCAGAAGCGGCAAGUUGUAAAAAGCUAUCCACCCCUGUCAACGUCCCUUCAUUACUGUUGUCUAAUCCCCAUUGUCGUGGCCCUUUACCUGAUGGUAACGAUGUUCUUUUCGAAGCAAAGCAGUAUAGAACUGCUGUACUUGAUCCCUGGCGAUUAACUACUAGAGCCCCUAACAACUGUGUCUUCAUCAACGAUGGAACAAUUGUAUGUAUUCAAAAUGUUAUGCAGGUUGGUGAUGAUGUAGAAAUUGUUGGUUUCCGUUUUCUCGAGCCCGAACCGCUUUUGGAAUCUCCUUUUGAUGCAAAUGGUGUCCUUCAAACGUACCGUGUGAAUACUAAUUUAAUCAGUCCCCUAAUAAGCUACCCAAUUGAAAAUGUAAAAUGCAAAGCAUAUGCGAUUCCUAUGUCCUGGCAAUUAUAUGAUUUUGACGAGGAGGCGGAAGAAACCAGCCAUUUUGCUAUUUUUCCUUUACUGAUGGAAGACAAGUACCGAUAGAAGUUAAAUAAACAAAUUUUCAUUGAAAA
This is a messenger RNA of Daphnia magna, 1430 nucleotides long. RefSeq lists its product as uncharacterized. The coding region runs from base 1 to 1401 and encodes 466 amino acids. The record is from RefSeq and is a predicted model, not a curated record. Lineage: Eukaryota; Metazoa; Arthropoda; Branchiopoda; Diplostraca; Daphniidae. The transcript has a single exon.